AUGGCGGCGGUGCAGGCGGGCGGAAAUCCGGUCGAACGGAUGAGCUGGUGGGGGCCCUCUAGAACAAGAACUUCUACUUCCAGCGAGGGAGCUGAAGAUUUCAAGUUCUAUCAGGGUUCAUCAACAUCUCUAGAAGGUCGUGUAGUACAAAAAGAAGAACAGCAUGAUGCAGUAGUCCCACCGCGGCUCACCAGGGUGAUAAGUGGUUUUCGCGGGCUCGUCAGUCAAACGGGGUACGUGAUCGUGGGGUCCGGGCCCUGUAUCUGUGACGAAAUUCGGAAAAACACGGUGUCACAGAGUUUGAAUUGGCGGCCGACUUCAACUUCUAAAGAUGAACAACUCGUCCAAGGUGAUAGUGAAUUGGAUGAAGAUUCUAGCACCGCUGCUGCUGCUGCUUCCAGUUCCAGUACGAGCAGGGAAGGUAGUUCUUCUAGCAAGAAAAUGGAAUGGCAAGCAGGAACACGGGAUGAGCAACGUGAUGGCCGAUCUUCAUCUCGUCCCCGCGGUGGAAGAGGACAGAGAAAUAUUAAGCUGGAAAAUAAAUUACACAAUCACGACAAUAAUGGCUCUCCUGCGUCUACUGCCGGUGUUUCCAGUGUAAUUUCCUCUUUUUCGCAACUGCUUUUCGGGAAGAUGAAAAGGACGAAGAUUGCAAGGAAAAAUAACCUCCGCCGUCAAAAUCGACGCGUUCUUGCCCAGGAGAAAGGAAGAAAUGCAGCCACCGGGGCCGAGCUGCAACAUAGAACCUUCGAGGGAUAUAAUCAGCAUCAGGCACAAGGUCUGUCCGCAAAUAAAGCUAGACGAGAUGAUGUUGCGACCACCGGCAGUGGCAUGCCGACGCCACCGCUCGUUUUGAAUGAAAACGACGGACAAGAACACCAAGGACAAAAACGUCUGUCAAAUAAAAAUACGGACGGCUCCUUAGCCCGCGGCAAAUACGGCGUUCGGCACGACCGCGGGGCCUUGAAAACGCGGAAGUUUAUGGACGGCCGGAACGCGCAGGCGACGGCGGGAAGACAGGCGGAGAACCGGGUGGCUUCGAAUGUUUGCACGCCGGACUUACGACCCGUGCCGGAGGAGGUGGUGCGGGCUGUGGUUGGUGUUGCAGGUUUGGAUAGUAUGAUAAAAAGCGGCAAUUAUGCAGCCGCUUCGUUGAGCAGUCUGCUGGAGCAGGAGAAACACGGAUCAUCUGCGAAUUAUCAUAGCGCAAACGACAGCACGACAAGUUUUGAGCUGCAGGCCGGUCUGCUGUCGGUGCACCCAAAUGGAACAAAUAACAAGACAGACGGCGGGGGUGAUAAUGCAAAUGCAAAUGCUAAUAGCACGUCAAGCAAGAACAGCACUAAUUCUAGUAGUACUUCUGAGAUUGUCCUACUCCACGACGAAAACAUCAAGAACCAGCUCAGCCCCGAGGAGCAGCAACUAAUUCUCCAGCUGAGGCAGCAAUCCUACCAAAACCUCUCGCUUAUCGACGAAACCUGCGCCACUUACUGCACCCGAAACUCGUCGUGCCAUGGAUACACGGUGCGGGGGAGCGGUACGACGAAACCCGCCUGUGAAUUGUAUCUAUACGAGGAGCGCCUGACCAUUGCGCAGCAGCUCGCGAAGGCGGAAAGAGAGCGCAAAGAAGCGGACGAGAAGGCGAAAAGUGCCGAGGAAAAACUCGUCACCAGUCUCUUCGGCGAUACAGCAGAACAAAAGGUGGAUAAGAGCAGCUUAUUUGACGCGCAAGUGGCGGGGGGCAGGUCCGGUGACAAGUUUUUGGUGCAACUGUAUUCGAAUGUGACAUCAAAGACAGCAAGCAAGAGUUGGACGGAAGUUCUUGUGGGGGAUGAUGCUGAAAGUGAAACAGCACAAGAAAGGGCAGAAGCGAAUACAACAUCAAUUGGCACUGCUGGUCGUGAAGAACAAAACGAAACAAUAACAGACAGCACGGAACAAGAUGAAGGUCGUAUGGGGUCAACGUCAACAUCUCCAGAUACACAAGAAGUAGAACACAACCAAGAAGAUGCAGAACUACACAAGCUCGACGACACAAGCACAUUGAAAAACGGCAUCAACGAAGUGGGUUAUGAUUACCUCCUCCCGAUGUGCCAGUGGCGGGUUUCGAAAUUUCUGAAUUUCUACUGCCCCCGGAGAUUCGUUGAAUUUGCCAAGACUAGGGAGGAACGUGGCGGGCCGGCGGAACAAAAUCAGGAGGCCGGAUCGGAGGCCGGAUCUUCGGAGACAGAAGAGAACGAGGAAGAUGUAGAUAAGCCGGACCCAGAUUUUUUCCACGUGGAAGAAGUGAUUUCUGCAGCGACGAUGGGAGCAUCACUUCCUUCACAGGAAAAAUCUUCUCACGCCUACGUCCGCACGUGUGGCUACACAUCCGAGAGAGGUGAUAAAAUAAAUCCACUUGGCCCGCCAGGCGAGGACGAGGAUAAAGUUUUGAAAGAUAAUACCAGCGGCCCAGCACCAGAAGGUUCAUCAGCUUCAGCUGCGUUUUCUCGCUCGCUCACACAGACCGUGCAUCCCUGCGCAAAAGUAGGUGCGCCCGAGGAUCUGGACUUGACGCAAGAGGGAGACAACUGCAAAGCCUAUUGGUUUAAGGAGUCCGUUCUGGAUGACAACACAUGCAGGCUGGAGUGCGCCCGAAAUCGCGGUUGUGUCAGCUUCACCACGAUUUCGAAGAUCGACGGGGCGCCGUCGGCGUUUUCCACCUAUAGUGGCACAUCAAGUGGUGGAAGUACAAGUGCUAGAAAGAGAAGGACGACCUGUGUUCUCUUCAGCGAUUGCCCCCUGCUCGUACUGACUAAGGUGCCAGUGCUCGUGACUGGUGAAGAAGUACACGAGGGAACCACGUCUAGUGCUGCACGCAGCAACAGCAGGGUAUGGUACUAUUUCAGGAUCUUCAGGUAGUACAACUGAAACUGAUGCCUCCCGUGAAGACGAGAUCGGAGGUAAUUCUAAUCAGUUUUCUCAACGAGUAGUGCCACCAGCGGUCUCGUCAACUACAUCAACCCCCCCUUCACCAGCAGUCUCGUCAACUACGACGAGCAGGAGCUCCUUCACCGCACCGCACCUAGCGAAAACGCUUCUCUGUAUCGGCACCAAGCAACGAAAGCUAAAAGUGUUUGACGAAAGCGAAACCCUUUUUGGGAACAGCGGACGGCUUGCAGGGGCGUCGAUAACGUUCCGCGGGUCGUUGAAUGACGAAGAUUUUUUGGCGAAAAAUGGGCUGGGUGAUCACGUAGAAGUACCCUCUGAAACUGACGACGACCGGGAAGAAGAGGGCUGCUGUAGUUCUUUUCAGCGCUUGUUCCGAACAAUCGGGGAAUUCGGUCUGCUUCGGACCGCGAUUGUGAUCGUAACGGGGCUCCUGGCCGUGCUCGGAGUCGUGGCGGGCUUUAUUUUCAUCUGUUGUAGUAGGGACGACGCGAAGGGGAACGAGGCUACUUCUGCAAGUUGUACUAAAGACGAAAAAGCGGAAAAUGAUGAAAAUAUAAAUAAAGUAGCAGAAGCGGAAACAAAAAAUUUUCCUGGAGGGGUCGUGGCAGCCGCUGCGGGGGACGAUGGGACGACUACAGCAACCGGAGCCACAGCGACCGGAACAGCUAGUGCGACAAGCGAAGGAGGAGGUUUCUUUCUCUUUGGUGAAAUAAAUCUUGCAAACGAAACAUACCAAAAAAACGACGUGAAGACGGAGGGGGAGAUCAGUGCUGGAACAAAAGAAGAAUCACAAGGCGGAGCAGUGGGUAGUGGCACAUCUACUUCUCCAAAAGAGGACCAUGAGAUUAACUCGGUAAGGGAACCACCUGAUACGGCCGAUAUGAACAAGAAGGCUGAAGUAGAUGAUGGUAGUCGCGCGAGCGCCAAUCAAGAUGGCGCUUGAAGAAUCAUCUCGGGGGAGGAAGAGGACAAGUGGCUAGCAGCUUUGGUACCAUCUGACGGUCAAGAGAGUGGCCGGCGCGCGGGAAGGGACGGGCAUCAAGAAAUGCAAUGCGUUAGCA
Amoebophrya sp. A120 is the source of this 3992-nucleotide messenger RNA. The record is from the annotation of a GenBank genome assembly. NCBI's taxonomy places the organism in Eukaryota, Dinophyceae, Syndiniales, Amoebophryaceae.